This is a messenger RNA of Acromyrmex echinatior (Panamanian leafcutter ant), 1265 nucleotides long. RefSeq lists its product as uncharacterized. The record is from RefSeq and is a predicted model, not a curated record. Lineage: Eukaryota; Metazoa; Arthropoda; Insecta; Hymenoptera; Formicidae.
GUAAGAGGGGAAGUUGCAAUGAAUUUGUCAUUAUCGCCAUGAAUAGUCGCGGUGGUGUAGAUGUCUGCUACUGCUGCUGCUGUAUUCGCCCUCGGAAUCAAUUCUCUUGAAUAUUUUAUGCGCGAGCGCCUCCGCCCUCCCGGAACUCUGGCUUGCGUCCGCGUCGGAGUCUAUAUCCGUAACCUCCGGCGUAUUAUCCGAUCUUUUAAAUUGCCCACUGAAAUACGUCCACAUCAUUUUUAUCGCGAUGACCCGCUACAUUCUCAGGAGUUACAUUCUCAGGAGUACACGCUGCGACUGACCCCUCGUAUUUCUUAAGAAGAGAAUUGCGUCAUUAUUUCUUCGUCUGCAUUUCAUGCAGUUGCAUCGCUUCCUUUGAUUUGCAAAACCGCGAGAAAAUCAUUCAUACAUUUCGAAUCGAACAUUUAUAUAGAAUUGAUUUCCAAAAAUAAAAAAAAAAGUCUCGACAGUCUCGAAUCGUCGAUAGUAUUGUUGUAAAACGACGGAACACAACGAGAGCAUGCACAUACGCUAGUAUAUAAUCUAUUCCUAUAUAUAUUCCUGCACAUCGUGUCCGCGUUUUUUCCUUCCCCCGGAAUUCAUCGACUUGUAUUCACGUCAAUUCGACUAUAAUCGGAAUGUAAUCCAGUGCGAAGAGAGUCAUCAAAAUGGAUCGUCUUGUAAUAAUGUGUCCGCAAUCGAUUCGAACGCAGAUAGUACUGUACGCUAUGCUGGUCCCAUUAUGUCUCUUUUUGCGCGGCGCAUAAUGUUGUUGCAUGUAAUGCAUCACUUUGCGAGAGCGUGGUGGGCGCGUGCGGACUAAAGCUCUUUAAUAUAGAGCUUUAGCGCGGGCAGGUAAGCGUUAACAUGCAACGAAACGAUGGUAGUGACUCACAGUUUGACGGUCGCGCGUUCGCAAGCAUGAUGCGGGGACUACGGGGAGGGAACAGCAGUAGCAGGUGCUUGCUACUGCCGGUUGCUGAUACUGGCUGCUACUCCGCUACCACCACCUUCAACGAGGUGGCCAGUCAGCUGGGUAACUCGGCAAGGCAGACGGAUGUUUCCAGCAGAUUAUUGAUCGGAACAGAUACUUCCACUGACAAUAAUGUAACCGACAAUGGGAAGUCCUCAGCGAUGGCGUCCGUCCAAAUUCUUUUCGGAUUCUCUAAUCUUUUACUUUCUGUGAGAUUUGUCUUUCUGCGUAAACAUUUGUACUUUGUAUUUUGACUUAUUCUAGAAUUUAAUCCCUUCGGAUUUUCACUCUC